AUGAAGGCGAUCGCCGCCACCGCGCUGUCCGACGCGUCGUUCGGCGUCGCCGAGAUCAUGGCCGCCGGCAUCCUCACCGCCGCCUUCGUCCUCCUCCUCGGCGCCACGCGGCUCAUGCAGCUCGUCUACUGGGUCGUCCCGCUCCCCGUCGUGCGCGGCAUCCAGCUCGCGCAGGGGCUCAACUUCGCCAUGGCCGCGGUCAAGUACAUCCGCUACGAGCAGGAUCUCGGAAAGGGCAAAUCCUUGGGCCGCCGACCCUGGUCGUGCGUUUGUAAAUUGUGA
Molecule: messenger RNA, 282 nt
Organism: Miscanthus lutarioriparius
Lineage: Eukaryota; Viridiplantae; Streptophyta; Magnoliopsida; Poales; Poaceae
Source: the annotation of a GenBank genome assembly